Molecule: messenger RNA, 1181 nt
Organism: Hippoglossus stenolepis (Pacific halibut)
Lineage: Eukaryota; Metazoa; Chordata; Actinopteri; Pleuronectiformes; Pleuronectidae
Gene: sycp3
Product: synaptonemal complex protein 3
Exons: 8
Coding region: 272-979 (235 amino acids)
Biological process (GO): meiotic cell cycle; spermatid development
Cellular component (GO): synaptonemal complex
Source: RefSeq, a predicted model, not a curated record
GUUUGAAAAGAGUUUCCAGAACUUUCCACAGUUUCAUGUGAUCUCUUUUUGUUAGCCACAUUAGCUUAGCCUGGUGUAAACUGGUUUCUGCUGGAGCUUCCCUCUGGUUAAAGGUUUAAACAACACGUGUCUUUGAGUUGAAGAGUUAAAGUUAAACUCCAGGUGUGUCCAGCUGUGUUUUAGUGAAGCUAGCUCUGUUAGCAGCGCAGGCUAAGCUAACGUUAGCUUGAUACACCGUUAGCCACAGUUAACGCAGAGUGUUCGAUUGAAAAUGGCGUCAGCGAGGAAACAGGUGAGGAGGAAACAAGUGGAGGAGAAAUGUGACAAAGUGUUCGACUUCACUGAGGAAAAGAAGAAGGAGAUGAGUGGAUCAGAAGAUGAAGUGAUAGAAGAUCAAACUCCCACAGUCGACAAAGUACCAAAGAAACGAGCUGCACCUGAUGUGGAGGAGGCUUCAUGUGCUGUCGGAAACGAGGUCCAGUCGAUGCUGGAGAAGUUCGGAGCUGACAUCAGCAAGGUGAUGCAGGCCAAGAAGAAACGUCUGGAGUGUCUGACAAAGAGCUACAUGAAGGGAAGUCAACACAAACUGGAGCUGCUGUGGAGCAACUAUCACGGCCAGAGGCAGAAGAUGAGCCAGCAGUACUCGCAGCAGGUGUCCACAGCGCUGCAGCAGUGGGAGACUGAAGCCCAGCGAGCUGAGGAGCAGGAGGAGAAGCUCAACAAUCUGUUCCGACAGCAGCAGAAGAUCCUGCAGCAGGCCCGAGUCGUGCAGAACCAGAAGCUGAAGACGGUCAGAGAGCUGUAUGAGCAGUUUGUGAAGAACAUGGAGGACAUGGAGAAGAGCCAUGACAGCUUCCUGCAGGGAGCCCAACAGGAGCUGAGGAAGGAGAUGGCCACCCUGCAGAAGAAGAUCCUCAUGGACACACAACAGCAGGAGAUGGCCACCGUCCGCAAGUCGCUGCAGUCCAUGUUGUUCUAACCCACUGUUACCAUAGCGACAGAGCUUAUUCCUUCGUUCUGCAGAGUUGUCAUGGUUACAGGCAUCCUAUAAACGUAAUUUGGUUCCUGUUCAUAUCGGGACGUUGUCCUCCGUUUUGUUUCAGUAAUACUUUGUGAUUUCAGUGAAAGAGUAAAAAUGAAUAAACACGGUUGUUUCUGUGAAAUCCAGUUCAUUCACCAGA